UUUUGUUUUUUAGAUGUACUUCAGAGAUUAUCUUGAUUUCUGAUUCCUUCGAAAAUAGACAAUGUACAAUCUUAUGAAGUCUUUAGUUCAUUGUAUACCAUGCAUAUGAUUAUCCUAUGGUUUGGCUCACUUGUUUUGUCUGUUUCACAACCCAGCUUAACUUCUUUGGAUUUGCAGUUUAGUCAUGCAGACAGGAAGCUGCUGCGAUGAUAGUACAGGCAGUCUAGGUGGAGAUAGUGAAACAAAUACUACUGUCGCUAGUAGUCCUGGCUUUGAUCUUCCUGUGUCUAAGGGCUCACCAUUGUUACCAGAACCUCCUGAAGAUAUUAUUUUGUCUCAACGUGCAAUAUACGAUAAUUUAAGCUCAACGUCUGGAAAAGAAAUAAGCAAAAUGGAAAAUCCUAUCAGUUCCAGUUUGUCGAACACUACUACUAACAUCAUGAUUUGUGAAUCUUCAACACCUAAAUCUGUCAAAGCAGCUAAUUUCAUCCCUCCUAAUCCAUUUACUAAUCCCCCAUCCUUUGAGCCACCGAGUCUGCCUUAUUCUUAUUCUGAAAAUAUUGCAUCUGGUUUACCUGCCUACUCCCCACAGUUCACUCCAACCACUUGUACACCAUCUACAUUUCCUUCGCCUGGAUCUGCCUUUACAGAACUUCAUCCAAAAAUUGGAUCAUCUGGUAAAACUAGUUGUUUUGUUCAGCCUACAGCAAUAACGUCGUCAAUGUCGCCUAAAUCACUGAACAAAGAAAGUAUUCAGUCAAAUUACCCAACUAGCAGUGCUCGAAAUGAAUUGUCGGAAUGUAUUCCUAAAAAUACAGUUGCUGUGAAACAUUUAUGUCGUAUCUGCGGUCAGUCACAUGACCCAACCUCACCUCACAUAUAUAAUUAUACACAAACUGUGGAUGCUGAUUUAUGCUGUACAUUAUGCUGUCAACCUUUGAUUGAUCCCCUUGAUACUAAAUGUGGUCAUACGUUCUGUUCACCGUGUCUAAAGAAUCAUUUAGCUGUUCAAGCUCUUUGUCCUGUGGAUAGACAAAUUAUCAAUUACUUAGAAUGUCAACAAGCCUCGAAUAUCGUUAAACGGUUAUUAGAUAAAUUAUUAGUUGCUUGUCCCAAUUCACCUACCUGUGAUAGUAUAGUUUAUCGUUCAAAUCUUGAAGAACAUUUACGUGAUUGGUGUAUCAAGUUACAUCCACCUCGUGAAAGGAUAAUACAAAGUGGUGGAGUGAAACCAUCGCGUCCAGGUCAAAAUAAUCCAUCUAAAAAUGUAUUUUUGUCUACUUUCAUUGGAACUGAAUCACACGACUCAGGUAUGUUUCCACCAACAAUAUCUGAGUCAACAAGAUGCACAAGGAUGAUGGAUCCACAGAUCAUACAGCAGCAUCAGCAGCAACAACAACAACAACAGCAGAGAAACAUGAAUUUUCACAGUCCACAUAGUGACUCCAGUUUUGGUAUUGUUUAUCCCAAUCAAUAUAUGAAAGAGUUUCCUCAUAGUAGUUUCGCAUCAGUUACACGGAGAGGAUCAGAUAAGAUAAUGAAAACAAACUAUCAGAACAGUUUACCGCAUAUUGAAGAUCAGUCUGACUCACCAGUUAUAUAUGAAGGUGUUCCUGUUUCAAUUAUAAUUUGUCGUCCACCUAAUUGCCUAGAUUUGGGCUUCACUUUUGUCGGUGGUAUUGAUACACCGUUGGCAUGCAUACUUAUACAAGAAAUCUAUCUGGAUGGUCCAGUCGCUACUGAUGGACGUCUUAGACCUGGUGAUCAGUUGCUUGAGGUAAAUGGAAGUUUAUUGACACAUGUAACACAUGCUGAAGCUCAUCAUCUUUUAACAACUCCAUCAUCUAUAGUACAAUUCACUGUUUUUCGUGAACCAGUAUCCUUGAACGCUCAACAAUCUCAACCACAAUAUCAACAAGAAAUAUUCUAUGUUAAAUUGUGUAAACGUCAGGGGAAAGUGCUUGGAAUUAAACUUGUUGGGAAAAAGCACUUACCAGGACUUUAUGUACUAGAACUUGUAGCCGGUUGUGAAGCAGAUCUUGAUGGAAGAAUGAAAAAAGAUGAUCGUAUAUUAGAAAUUAAUGGAAUAGACUUGGAAAAUGGAACACAAGAACAAGCAGCUCAAAUAAUUAAUUCUGUUUCAGAUUAUGUUAUCUUUAAAAUAAGUCGACGGAAUCGUUCAGAUACACCAGAUAUCUUAAGAACAACAACAGAUUCUGAAGAAAAACUAGAGAAUAGUCUGUUAACAUUAGAAUCACUCCAGUUGAGUUCAACUGAUCAUCCGAAUAAACAGGACUCAUCAAAUAUUAGUCAGCAUAACUUUGCAUGGUCUAACAGUUUAGAAGAUCGUGACACGAAUGCUUCAAGUACACAUUCAACUACAGAAUUGAUACGUCCUUCAACUGAACAAAAAUUAGCCUGUUAUAAUCCUACAACACCGAAUUCAGCGGUUACAGUAAAUGAUGAUAGUCAUCUGAGUAAAAUGAGCAGCUGCAAAGAGCCACGUAAUCGAUCUAAUUCAUUGGAUUCAGUUAUUGCAUUCAAUUCACGUACUCAUCAAAAUAACACGAAUAGAUUGCCGAAACAAUUUAUUUCAACCUCUGCUGAACCACCAUCCUGUCAAGAAAGGACUAUUGUUGUAAAUAAGGGUCCUGAAGAACCUUUAGGCAUAUCAAUUGCUGGAGGACGUCAAUCACAGCGUGGAGAUACACCUAUAUAUGUAACAAAUAUAAGUUCUGAAUGUGUUCUAGGUCGUUCAAAGUUGAUUCAGCGAGGUGAUAUUCUAUUAGAAGUCAAUGGUGUUGGUCUAGUUGGUCUUACGCAUCAUGAAGCUGUUGAAGUUCUCCGACAAAUAAGUCUAAUGCAAACACGAAUACAGUUGCGUGUCAUUACAGCUCCGGAAACAAGUGAUGGUCCAGAAAACUUUAUGCCUUCUUGGACAUAUUGGCUUCGAUUACCACCAAUUUGUCAACUGGCUCGAGUAAUUCUUCUUCGUCGAGAAAGUAGUAGUACGCCGAGUUUUAGCGGUUGUUCUUUUUCACAACCACUCGGUUUCAGUAUUGUUGGUGGUUUAGGUCAUGAUCAAGGGAUAUCAGGCCAAUCUAAUUCGAACACUUCUGAUGGGAAAAUUAUUAAAUCAUCUCCAAAAGUCACCGCCAAAGUUGGUUACUCUAACCUUUAUCCUUGUCCAAUUGUGAUAAAAUCUAUAGUUCCUGGACUCCUUGCCCAUAAAGACGGUCGACUAAAGUGUGGUGAUCUUAUCUUAGCUGUGAAUAACAUAUCAAUGCUGAAUAUUCCUCAUUCAUCUGCAGUUCGUUUGUUAAAAAAGGCAACUGGUGAUGUUGUUCUACAAGUGAUUUCUUGGCCUGGUACAAUUGUUUGA
Molecule: messenger RNA, 3382 nt
Organism: Trichobilharzia szidati
Lineage: Eukaryota; Metazoa; Platyhelminthes; Trematoda; Strigeidida; Schistosomatidae
Source: the annotation of a GenBank genome assembly